Messenger RNA from Plasmodium gallinaceum, 1527 nucleotides. It is a transcript of the gene SET6, whose product is annotated as histone-lysine N-methyltransferase, putative. Gene Ontology annotation, cellular component: nucleus. NCBI's taxonomy places the organism in Eukaryota, Apicomplexa, Aconoidasida, Haemosporida, Plasmodiidae. The record is from RefSeq and is a predicted model, not a curated record. Gene Ontology annotation, molecular function: protein binding. The transcript has a single exon. Bases 1 to 1527 code for a protein of 508 amino acids.
AUGUAUAAAAUAGAAUAUAAAGAAGAUAGAGGAAAGUGCGUAAUUGCUGUAAAUCAAAUUAGAGCAGGUUAUUGUAUUGUAGAAUCUCACCCUGAAAUAUUUAUACCAUUAUGUGUUAAAUAUAUGACUCCACGAAUUAUAGAUGCAGAUAAUAAAAAAAAUAAUUAUAAAAUAAUAAAUAUAUGCUUUUACUGUUUUGAAAAAUUUAAUAAAUGUAUAUAUUGCCCCAAUUGUAAAUAUGUUGUAUAUUGUAGUGAAAUAUGCUUAGAACGAGCAUGGAAGUCACACAGAGAGGAAUGUGAUAUUUUUAAAUCAAAUAUUUUUGAUAGAUACUGUCCAUCUAUAACAAUGAGAUUAGUGAUUAAUUGUUAUUUAAAUCAUUUUAAUUUUUACGAUUAUUGUGGUAGUAUUACAGAAUUGACAAAAGAAAAAUAUGAGAAAUUUAAAUAUCCUGCUUAUAUUGUAGCAGUAGCACUUAUGAGUAAAAAAAAAAAAAUAUUUCAAAAUUUUGAAGAUAAUGAAAGUAUUCUUAAAAAUAUAAUUGAAAAAUUUGUAAAAAUAUCUAAAAACACUUUACAAAUAAUUGAUAACGAGCUAGAACCAGCUGGUUUAGCUUUUUAUAAAAAACCAGUACCUUAUUUUAAUCAUUCUUGUUUAAAUAAUUGUGUUACUAUAUUUAAAAAUCAAAAACUUUAUAUAAGAACAUUAAUGGAUAUAUAUCCAGGAGAAGAAUUAACCAUAAGCUAUAUUGAUAUAGCAUUCGAUAGAAAUACAAGAUUGUCAAUAUGUUUAGAGCAAUAUUUUUUUACGUGUUCAUGUAAAUUAUGUAAAAUAAAUAUUCCUUCUGAAUGUCAUAAUAUUUUUAAUACUGAAUUUAUUUGUACAAAUUCGGAAAAUUGUAAAAAAUUUUUGAGUUAUAUGGAAGUAGUGUUAAUAUCUGAAUUAGAACAUAAGCAGUGUUAUGUUAAUAAAAAUGAUUUUAAAACAUAUCCAAUUUUAAAAAAAACUAAUGAAAACGUAUGGAAAUGUAUGCUAUGUAAAGCUGAAGUACAUGAUAAUAUAAUAAAAAGUCUUUUAGAUAAAGAAAAGGAGACAGUUAAAGAAACUAUAUAUUUAGAAACAUUGUUUAACGAAAAAUAUUCUUAUGAUAAUAAAAGUGUUUUACAAUCUUUAAAUAAAAUAAAGUCAAAAAUUGAUUAUUUAACUAAUUUUUAUCAUCAUGCUAGAUAUUCUUUGCAAAAAAUGAGAGCUAAAAUUUUAUAUAUAUCUAUACAACUACAAGAAUUUAAAUUAGCAUAUAAUAUUGCAAAUCAAUACUUGAAAUCAAUAGAAGUUUCAUAUGGAAAAUUUUCUCCAAUAUAUGGAUAUUAUAUUUUUUUAACAGGAAAAUUAGCUUUGUUUCUUGAUUUGAAAUCAGAAGGUCUAAGUUUAAUUCAUAAAGCAAAAAAAAAUAUCAUAAAGACUUACGGAGCUGAUUCUCCUUUAUAUAGAGAUUUAGAAAAAUUUCUUUACACAAAUAAAUAUUAA